AUGGGUUUCGCCAGGUUCCGAUCUACCUUCCGGAGGUCUUCGACCCAAGAGAAUGUCACUCCUGUCACUGUGAACACAGACGAGGAAACCAAGAGAGAUCUUGCUUCCGAGACUGUCGUUCCAGCAAAUGCCAAUGAGGAAAACCCGGAGAUUCCUACCGAGGACACCCAGCGCGGUGUUCGCGAUGUUGAGGCCAUCACUUUGAGCUGGUCGAAGACCAUGUUGAUUGCGGUCUUUGUCAACAUCUGGUUCCUCUACUUCGUCAAUGCCAUGCAAUCCUCGAUCAACUACAGCUUGAUGUCCUAUGUCACCAGUGACUUUGAAAGCCACUCGCUGCUGAACGUCAUCUACAUUGUCGCUGACGCCAUGACAGCCGCAGUAUACAUUCCCACUGCCAAGGUCAUGGAUGUCUGGGGUCGUGCUGAAGGUUAUCUGUGCAUGACCGUUUUCGCGACUCUCGGUCUGAUUAUCAUGGCUGCAUGCCAGAACCUUCCUACAUUCUGCGCCGCCUACGUCUUCUACAGCAUUGGUUUCGGAGGUAUGACAUACUGUGUUGAUGUUAUCACGGCCGAUAUCUCUACAUUGAAGAACCGAGGAUUGGCGUUCGCCUUCACCUCUUCUCCCUACAUUAUCACUGCCUUUGCCGGCCCGAAGGCAGCUGAAAGCUUCUAUGAAAAGAUCAGCUGGCGUUGGGGCUUUGGUUCCUUUGCCAUCAUCUUCCCCAUUGUGGCUGCUCCUCUCUUCUUUAUUCUGAAGACCAACCUGCACAGGGCCAAGGCUGAUGGUCUCCUGCACAAUGAGCCAAGCGGUCGGACCAUGCUCCAGAGCAUCUGGCAUUAUACUAAGGAGUUCGAUGCUUUUGGUGUUGUCGUCUUCUCGGUCGGCCUCACAGUCUUCCUUCUUCCAUUCACCAUCGCUGCUAGCGCUCCCAAUGGCUGGAGCUCUGGCUAUAUUAUUGCCAUGAUUGUGGUUGGCUUUGUGAUGCUUAUUGUCUUCUUGGUGUGGGAGAUCGUCUUUGCUCCUACUCCGAUGUUUGAUUUCAGUCUUUUGACAGAUCGGACUGUCAUUGGCGCCUGUUUGCUUGACGCGACAUACCAACUGUCAUACUACUGCUGGAACAACUACUAUACUUCCUUCUUGCAGGCAGUAAACGAUCUCUCCAUUUCCGAGGCUGGAUACGUCAGCAACACCUUCGAUGUUGUCUCCGGUGUCCUUCUGCUCGGAGUCGGUUUCAUCAUUCGCCGGACUGGCCGUUUCAAGUGGCUCCUCUACAUUGCUGUUCCUCUCUACAUUUUCGCCCAGGGUCUCAUGAUCUAUUUCCGCCGUCCCAACCAGUCCGUCGGUUAUCUUGUCAUGUGCCAGAUCUUCAUUUCCAUUGGUGGAUCCGUCUUUAUUAUUGUUGAGCAACUCUCUAUCUUGGCAGCGGUUGACCAUCAGCACGUUGCUACUGUGCUUGCCCUGUUGAACGUUGUUGGUACUGUCGGUGAUGCCGCUGGUUCCACUAUCUGUGGUGCUAUCUGGACCAACACCUUCUAUAAGGCCUUGCAGACCAGGCUCCCGUCAUCUGCCAUGGGCGAUAUUGAUUCAAUCUACGAGGACCUUACCGUCCAGCUGAGCUACCCUGUUGGAUCUCCUACCAGAUUGGCAAUUCAAUCUGCCUAUGGCUACUCCCAGACAAGAAUGCUUGCUGCUGGAACUGGAUUGAUGGGGCUUUGCAUCUUCUGGACCCUCAUGAUCAGAAACAUUGACCUAAACAAGGUCAAGCAGGUCAAGGGUGUUGUCUUCUAA
This is a messenger RNA of Penicillium antarcticum, 1788 nucleotides long. RefSeq lists its product as uncharacterized. The transcript has 3 exons. Gene Ontology annotation, molecular function: transmembrane transporter activity. The record is from RefSeq and is a predicted model, not a curated record. Lineage: Eukaryota; Fungi; Ascomycota; Eurotiomycetes; Eurotiales; Aspergillaceae. The coding region runs from base 1 to 1788 and encodes 595 amino acids. Gene Ontology annotation, biological process: transmembrane transport.